Molecule: messenger RNA, 1544 nt
Organism: Sclerotinia trifoliorum
Lineage: Eukaryota; Fungi; Ascomycota; Leotiomycetes; Helotiales; Sclerotiniaceae
Source: the annotation of a GenBank genome assembly
UGAAUCUGGAGAGCCGACUGGAAUGUCAACGAAGGUGUUUUGUUGCGCAAUCCUAAAGUCAAGGCCAGCAGCAUGCAGAUCGCGUUUAUUUAGGUAUGUGUUACAACAUAUUAGACGAAUAGUCCUGAAUCGCGGGAAUAGCGGAAUUACCUUGAGUCCUAUUAAUCGUGCAAGAUUUUUUACUUUGCGUUGCCCUUAAAACCUUGACCUUUUGCCUGAUCUGCGGAUGAGCAAGAGUUUUUUCUUCUUCGGACAAUUCAAAUUUCCCGUAUUCUAUUCUAUCUACAAAGCGUAAUAAUUCUAUCUACAAAGCGUAAUAUGUAUUGACAAAGAAGAACAGGCACAUUUGGCCGACUAUGUACCGACAGCCAAAGGAACCAACGCUAUGAUAGAGCUAUUGUGAUAACACGAGGCAAUGUAAAGAGGGGUUUUUUAAAUUCAAAAUUCAUAUUCAUUUUUAUAUUUGCAAAUCUAUCAUAGGAUCAGUCAACUUCUUGAAAUUUCAAUCAUAGCAAAACCAACAAAACUUCAAGGGUCUGCUCUCAGUCGUGUGAAGUUACUCUCCGAAGAGAGGAAGUAGAGACCGAGUGAGUCUCUCCAUACAUAUUCAAUGAAUCAGUUACGAUGGGCUAAUCCUGCAGACCAUGACUUUGUCGAAUCUCUCUCGCCUACUGCUGAAGCUGCUAGCAUGAUUGUUCCUCGUAUUCAACAAUGAAACCGGCGGGUUAUUUUAAUCCUAGUGGACAAACACGUUACUUGAUUCCGAGUCCCGUUUUACCCACCUCAAACAGCUCAUAGAAAGGACUGCUCUUUUUGAGAUUAUCAAGAAGAUGCCCGAGGGAGCAAUCCUUCGUGCCCACCACUUUUCCUCGUGUCUCUUGAUUUCACUAAUGAUAAAAUUGGUCGAGAUUCCGGGGAUGUUUAUUAGCGCUACAAACUCUUUGGAUACGUAUUGGGUUGGAAAAGAGAAGAAAAUAAAAAUGGAGUUUGUACACAACAAUUCUCAGGUUCGUGAAUGUUUCACGACCUCCUUCUACCAAACUAGGGAGCUUCUCCACCUAGACCAGAGAUGAAUGCAAUCUGAGAAUGAUUACAGCAGAGCAUACAUAAUCAACUCAUGAUGUGCAGGCACUGUGAAUUUUGUAUCUGAACUCCUUGUGUUGGUCCCGCCCUCAUCCACCAUUUACCUUACAGCAUUUGAACAAUGACCAGCCUGAUUCCGUUCCAGAAGCGAAUGUCCCGGGAAAGAGGCAAACUCAGGAAAAAGUGUUGAGGUAAUUGCCUCUGUCUUUGAUAUACCCGCGACACUCGAAUAACCCAAAGCACAGGAUGGAGCAGAAUCCACGAGUACCAGUAUUUGAUUUUAAGGAGUGUGAGAUUCUCAUAGAGCUUAAUAAAGCAUUGCUUUUGAAAAGAAAUCCAUUUUUAGCAAGACUCGAGCUUUGCUAAAGCAGAAAGUCGGUGAAUUUGCAGAUAGAACAGAUCAAGCGCAGUAUUAUCAAGGAUGACGCCGAAGACAUCAGAGAUUCGAUGAUAGGAAGAAC